Molecule: messenger RNA, 2618 nt
Organism: Cuscuta epithymum
Lineage: Eukaryota; Viridiplantae; Streptophyta; Magnoliopsida; Solanales; Convolvulaceae
Source: the annotation of a GenBank genome assembly
CCUCUCUCUCACCCCUAUCUUUCAGCUCGUCCAACCCCAUCAAGAAAGGAGAAGGAAGCUCUCAAACCAUCCUCCAUAGCCACCAAAUUCGAGCUCAAGCAUAAGUGCUCAAAGAAGAAAGAUUAAAGAAGGAAAAAGGCUAGGAAAAGUGUGUAAAUUAAGGAACUUGUGAAAGGUAUUUCAAGUGAUUUCACAAGGUUGGGAAAGUCGCCGGAAUUGUCGCCGGAGUUGACCAAAAGUCGCCGGAGUUUCACCGGAGUUCAACCAAGAAGGGUAGAACUUCAUAACGCUAAUUCAAGGUUGAAGCUCAAGUUGCUAUUCUCACCUUGCUCGGUGAAGUGAUCCAAAGGGAGACGUGAAAUGGAGGGUAAGCGAAUGGCAACAAGGAAUGACCCUAAGGGAGAAGCGUCGGUAGCUUACCUUGAGGCUAGCCGGGCUGUGUCACGAGCCUUUACGGGGAGAGGAAUAGGCCAUGGGGGCCGUGAGGGCCGCCAAGCGGCAAGCGCUAAUCAAGUGGGCUCGAUGUGUAACAUGAACACCAGGAGGAAAGAACGUAGGCGUCAGGCGAGGCGAGAUCGGGCCACCUCCCAACGUGAUAUGACUGUCAGCCAAACCCAUCCUUGGGCAAACGACCAAGGAGGAGAAAGCACUCUUACGGCACCGGCAUCACCGGUGAAAAAGAAAAGGACCUCAAGGUGGCAUACGUCCUUUCCUUACUCUUUCAGACCAUCCAAAUGUUCGAAUUGCUUUAAGAAACAUUUCGGAAAGUGCAACGAGCCCCCGAUGUGCUACGAAUGUGGGAGCACAACCCACAUGAAAUUAAGUUGCCCAUGGAGGAGGCAACGAGAGACAUCACAAGCCAAGGAAGGGCUCACCGUGGAAGGAAACCAUACGGAACCAACGGCGAGCAACGCUACGUCCGUCAAUCAAGGCAGGGCCCAAGCACGAGACUACGCGAUGACCGAGGCGGAUGCGCGGGCAAACCCGGACUCCGUCGCAGGUUGAAGCUCAAGUUGCUAUUCUCACCUUGCUCGGUGAAGUGAUCCAAAGGGAGACGUGGUUCGUGCUUCCUUUAAUGUUUUAAACUACAAACUUGCUCAUGGAUAUUUUUGUAAUAAAUACAUUUGUUUUGGGCCUGCGUGCCUACGUUUUGGCCAUGUGUGGCCCACGAUUGAAUAUUGAAUAUUUCCGCUAUUCGUUCAAUCCUAUUGCGUGAUGUUGUUAUGUAUGUUUACUUACUGAGUAUGGUAUGGACUAUGUUCAUGGACGCCUUGUUUGACUAAGUCACGUUGACUCGCGGGUGACGUCAUUUAGUCAUACGGCGGUUGUACACGCGCUCAGAUGCGGUCUGGGGCGUGACAUUCCCUGCGUAAUUGUAGUAGCCUAAUAUAUAACAAAUGAUUAAUUUAUCCGGUUUUUUUAAUAAAGGGCCGGUUUCGAUGGACUGAAGCACAAGGCCCCGAUAUUCUUAGAGCCUAUAAUGAUAGGAUUUCGAAUUGGCUACUUUUAAUAAAGGGCCCACUUUUAGGCGUGCCUGAGCGCGUGGUGUGCAGCCUAGAUGGUGUUCGGAUGAAGUGUGGGCCAACCUUUGUCGCCACUGGUCUUCGGAUCCUCACUUCUUGGCCAGAAGUGAAACCGGUAGGAAAAACCGGAUGUCCGAGAAGGCAUUGGAGACACAAUGGCACAGGGGUCGCAAACCUCAGAGUAAACAUAGAGAAACUCUUGCGGGGCCUGAGAAGAAGAAGGUCUCGAUCCUCAAGGUCAUCAAGCAUUGUUGGACAAAGCACGGCGACGAGUCGGAAGUCGAUCUUCCACCCCGCCUCACUGAAAUCGAAACGAAGUAUAACACAAAUGUUGAGAAGAAGCGUGCGGAAUUAGGCUUGACCCAGGAGGAUGAGAUCGAUUCUGAUGUGGAAGAUGAUGCGAUCACUGAGGCAGCUGGGGUGUGUAAGGGUCGGGUUCCGUGCAUGGGGGCUGAGAGGCAGCGGAUUUUGUAUGACCGCAGCGGCAGCGAAGCUUCAUCUUCUCGAUCAAGGCGGAGAGAGGAUCCACGCAUCGCCCAAAUGCAGCGAGAAGUGGAGGAGCAGCAGCGGGCAUUAGAGCAGCAACAGAAGGAGGAAGAAACAAGCGCCCGGCUGGAAGCGAUGGAACGGAUCUUAAACGUCGGUUAUCAGCCUCCGCCUCAGCCUCAUCCUCGACCGUACAUAUUGCACCCUGAGCAGACUUCUCAAGUUCCGUACAUGGGCAAUAUGGGUUAUCAUUCUAACUCCGGAUAUGGUAGCAUGCCUACGAUGGGGCCGACAUUCGGAUCUCUGUCGUAUGAUUUCUUGAAUCAAUUUCAGUCAUCCGGAGGACGCAGCCGUGGAGCCAGCCGAGGACCCAGCCGAGGAGGCAGUGGAGGAGGCAGCUGAGGAGAAACCCGACCCGAAGACCCCGUGGAGCCCGAAGAGGAUGAUUAUCUUGUUUUUUAUGACAAUGAUGCAUAUGAUAAUGAUGAUCCUAAUUUUUAUCAUAAUGGAGUCCGACGGCCGGCAUGCAAUAAUACAUUUUUAAGUUUAAAAUUUCAUAUUACCUUUAUAAUUCCAGUCUCUAAUAACUUUUAUUAAGUUUGUUGUAUG